AUGGCUUCAGGUAUUACUUGGCACUCUGAGCUUUCAUACCAUCAUGGGAUUUUGAUAAUCAACUACGACUACGAGUAUUCCGAUGUCAAAUACCAUAUUUCCCAGUACGCCCCUAUUACCCGAGGCAUCGUAUUCAAUAUCUGCUUCCCCGAACCAGAUAACGACAAUUGCGGUCUCAUAAGAGUCGAGCGAGAUCUCUCUGAAAUAAUUGAAACUCUCAACGACGAGUUCGACUUGUAUAGAACUGAUGUUAUAUUCUGGCUACGCGAAUAUGAUAUUUCUCAGAUUUCUCUUGCUCUUGAAUUUCGUCUCCUUAGGGGGUGGACCAUGUUUGAGUACUAUGUGAGAGCAUGUCAUCAAGGCACAGUGGAGAUGGAUUCGGAUUGGUACGCGGAAUUGAUUGGUAGCCAUUGUUCUGACGAAAACUCGACUGGUAGCGAUAGCGACGAGGAGGUUUGUUAUACAAGGGAUACCGACUCGGAUUAG
This is a messenger RNA of Botrytis deweyae, 486 nucleotides long. RefSeq lists its product as uncharacterized. Lineage: Eukaryota; Fungi; Ascomycota; Leotiomycetes; Helotiales; Sclerotiniaceae. The transcript has a single exon. The record is from RefSeq and is a predicted model, not a curated record. The coding region runs from base 1 to 486 and encodes 161 amino acids.